Messenger RNA from Pistacia vera, 2903 nucleotides. Its product is annotated as disease resistance protein RPP2B-like. The coding region runs from base 70 to 2697 and encodes 875 amino acids. NCBI's taxonomy places the organism in Eukaryota, Viridiplantae, Streptophyta, Magnoliopsida, Sapindales, Anacardiaceae. Gene Ontology annotation, molecular function: protein binding. The transcript is spliced from 8 exons. The record is from RefSeq and is a predicted model, not a curated record.
GUGCGAAGCUUAAAUUUGGACAUAUCUAAAAUAAGCAACGCAGGCUUAAAUUUUCAUGUUUUGUCAAAGAUGGAUGACUUAAGAUUCUUCAGAGCAUACAACACAGAAUACCAUUUAAAUUCUUCAGAUUGUUAUGAAAAUAAGUUGCAUGGUUUUGAAGAACUUGAAUCCUUUCCCAGUGACAUAACAUUCUUCAGUUGGAAUAGUUAUCCAUUUAAAUCAGUGCCAUUAAAUUUUCCUUCAGAGAGCCUUGUUAGACUUGAUAUGCCAAACAGCAAAGUUAAGCAUUGGAAGGGUGUUCAGGAUCUUGUAAAUUUGAAAUAUGUUGAUCUCAGUUACUCCAAACACAUGACAGAGAUUCCAAAUCUCUCAAGAGCCUCAAAUCUUAAGGAAUUGAGAUUACUACGUUGUUCAAGUUUGCUGAAGAUAGCUCCCUCAUCUAUUCGAAAUCUCACUGAGCUUGCUAUGCUAGAUCUAGGUGGUUGCACAAAGCUUAUUAGUCUACCAGAUGGCUUCGGUAAGUUGAAAUCUCUCAAAUACCUUGAUCUUUACAAAUGCUCCAAAUUGGAAAGAUUACCUGAUGACUUUGGAGAUUUAAAAGCUUUGGAGACUCUCCGUACUGGAGAUACAGUCCUAAAGGAAGUACCAUCAUCCAUUUUACACUUGCCAAAAAUGGACAGCUUAUACCUAUAUCGACCUCAUGAUAAUCAGACACCCCUUAAUUGGGUAUUGAUUUCUUCCUCAGAUUCAAGCUCUUUAACAACACUUGAUUUGGAAAACUGUCGAAUCACCAAAUUACCGGACAAUCUUAGACAAUUAUCCUCUCUGUUAACGUUAAAUCUAAGAAGAAAUAAUUUUGAGAGCAUACCAAACCUCAGAGGGCUUUCUUACUUGUCGACGCUAGACAUAAGUAAUUGUCGGAGACUUCAACUAUUGCCAGAGCUUCCAAUGGGUGUAUCUGUGUGCGCAUCUAAUUGCUUGUCCUUGCAAUCAAUAUCAGAUCCAUCAUUUCUAUUAUUACCUCUUUGGAGACAACGGGCAUCAAUUUUUGUCAAUUGUUUUGAAUUGGAUCUACCUAAAAUUCUUCAUGAGGAAUCUUGUCGAGAAUUUUGUGCUGAUAUCAUUUUCCCUGGAAAUGAAAUUCCUAAGUGGUUUACCUUUCAAAAUACAGGAUCUUAUAUAGCUCUUGAUCAACCACUAGAUUGGCAUAAUAAAAACUUUCUAGGUUUUCUUGCAUCUGUUGUUUUGCCACCAAGUUCGUAUGAGUUUCCUUAUUACGCUGCUAUCUGUUACUGUUUGGUCAAAAGUAAAAAUGGUAAGCAGCAAAUUUAUUCUUCUAACAUUCAAUCUGAUUAUUUCGCCUUCGGUCGAUUUUGUUCAGAAGAUGCCUGGUCAGAUCAUGUAGUAUUAAGCUUUCAUUCUAUAAAUAAAAUGACAUUUAAGAAGUGCGAGGGGGAAUAUCAUGAAAUUUAUUCUGAGAUGAAGUCAUUAAAUUGUAAAGUGCUCAUCAAAUUUAUAGCUAGACACAAAGGAGUGAAAAAGUGUGGGAUUCAAAAGUGUGGGAUUCAUUUCUUGUAUGUUGGAGCUUAUGGAGAACCAUCGGAAACAUCCAGAAGAAGUGUUGACAAUGCUAAAAAGAAAGGGAAAGAGAAAGAUGAACUACAAUCCAAUAAAUUGCAAAUUUCAAAUCCCUUUGAUGGUAUAUGCAGCUUAAGGCCUCAUUUCAUGUCAAAAUCUCCAUAUGACAAUCCUAAUAUUUUUAAAAGUUGUCUAGAAGAACGGUAUUGGAAAUUGAAAAGGAAUGCACUCAGAGAAACUGUGAAAAAUGCUCUGCUAAGUUUUCAGCAAAGUACAACUUUAUGCUCAGAAAUUGAAGAGAUGAACUGUGUGAAUCCAAAAGGUUGUAUGAGUUUCCCAGGAAGUGAAAUUCCAGAGUGGUUUAGCUUUCAAAAUGCUAGCUAUAAUAUAAAACUAUCAUCGGGCUCAUUCCAUGAUGCAAUUGACACAUGCCAUAAUCCAUUUGCUGGUUUGGCUUUCUGCACUGUUGUAGAGUUCCCAGAUUUGCUAGAUUUGGGCCAACCUUUCUUCGUUUAUUGUAUGAUGGAUAUCAAAUAUCUUAAUGAUCCCUACGAGACUUUUGCAAUUGGGUCUAUAAAAGGUUGGUUCGAAGGAGAUAGAACUCACUACAUUAAAUCAGAUCAUGUGUUCUUGGGAUAUGAUUGUGUUAUGUAUAGUGGUGAAACUCGGACAUUAUUUAAUCAUGAGGUUGAGAUCAAUUUCGUAGUUACCACUUAUGAUAUGGUUCCCAUAGAAGGUUGUAAGGUGAAAAAGUGUGGAGUUCAUCUAUUGUGCCCUGAAGAUUACAAAUGGAAGGAUCUAAUAGAUCUUUCAUCUUUAAAGAGAAAGCUAAAACUCAAUGGAAAUGGCCGCUAUAACGAUGAACCACCAUCCGAUGACUUUUCCGCUGCAUGCAAUUGCCAAUUUAAGAGUUCUGCUACUUCUUUGGAUUUGAAUGAAAUGUUGGAUACAACUGAACCGCUCUCCAAGAGAUUGAAAGUAUGCAACUAUAAAAAUAAGGAAAUAGAAGUGGCAGAGGGGAAUCCAAGUACAAGUCAACCCACUGGCUUUGCUGAUUCUGAUUCUGAUUCCGAUUCCGAUUCCGAUUUUGAUUUUGAUUUUGAUUUUGAUUCUGAUUAACCGCAACCUAAAAGACUUAAAGAAUCCAAAUUGUUUGAAGGCGAUUUUCACUUGCUGCAGCAGAAAUUGAUGGUGUGCUUUAUGCUACUGGCGGAUUUGACGGGAAGGAUUAUCUGAAUUUUGUUCGAUCGAUUUUCAAAGUGCCGCGGCUUUGCUUCAAUCGGAUGAUUUAAAAAAGAAAGUGAACUCGGUUUCACUUUGAUUCG